AUGUCUACCUCCGAGCUUGCAACCUCUUACGCCGCUCUCAUCCUCGCCGAUGACGGCGUCGAUAUCACUGCCGACAAGCUCCAGUCUCUCAUCAAGGCCGCAAAGAUCGAGGAGGUCGAGCCCAUCUGGACAACCCUUUUCGCUAAGGCUCUUGAGGGCAAGGAUGUCAAGGACCUGCUUCUGAACGUCGGCUCAGGCGGCGGCGCUGCCGCUGCUCCUGGUGCUGGUGCUGGCGGUGCCGCCGCUGCUGGCGGUGACGCCGCACCCGCAGAGGAGGAGAAGGAAGAGGAGAAGGAGGAGUCAGACGACGACAUGGGCUUCGGUCUCUUCGACUAA
This is a messenger RNA of Cucurbitaria berberidis CBS 394.84, 336 nucleotides long. Its product is annotated as ribosomal protein 60S. The coding region runs from base 1 to 336 and encodes 111 amino acids. The record is from RefSeq and is a predicted model, not a curated record. Gene Ontology annotation, cellular component: ribosome; cytosolic large ribosomal subunit. The transcript is spliced from 4 exons. Gene Ontology annotation, biological process: cytoplasmic translation; translational elongation. Lineage: Eukaryota; Fungi; Ascomycota; Dothideomycetes; Pleosporales; Cucurbitariaceae. Gene Ontology annotation, molecular function: protein kinase activator activity; ribonucleoprotein complex binding; structural constituent of ribosome.